UUGAUUUGUGAUUGAAGAAUCAAAUGAUUAAAUUAUUAUUUCGAAAAAAAAUCCUACUCUUAGUGAGAUAAUGUGAUUUCUAAGUGAAACAAUAUGCCCUAUUCUACUAUAAAAUUUCUGAAUAUGGAAAGGUUUUAAUACCCGAGUAGUAUACGAAACAAACCGGUUGCGAAUAUGUCUGUGCCCGAGGAACAAGACGACUUCAUAUUUCGUCCCCAACAACAUUUAGACCCCAAAUGGCUAAAUCCUGACUUACAAGAAGCCCUUCACGACCCCGAAGCUGUUUAUUGCCUAUUCAAUAGUUUACUACAGGACAGAGAAAUAUAUUUCGAUGCCGGAAACGGGUUGGUCAAUGCUGCUGGAAUAACUGCGAAACUUGGUGAUAGCGGAAAGUAUUAUUGCGGCCUAAGGAUUCUAAACUGUACUUGUUGUGACGGUCUUUGCGGUCCUCAUUCGGGAUGUGCAUGCGCACCCUGUACUGCACUUUCAGCUGAAGAAGAGCUACGUGCCUCAAUUCAGUCUAAAAUUGUUGCACCACCACCCUCUGUCCAGGUUAUUGAUGAUAUCAAAUGGAAGCUGGAUCCAGGACCAGAAUGUCUGCAAAGCCUGAUGGAGGCCCUAGUUUGGGAACAGCGAGUGAGGGCUAUCAAUACCGCUGUCAGCUGUCCAUUCAUAUCACAGAUACGCAGACUAAUUGUGCUCUGUCAUAGACAUCUGGUAGCAGUGAUCAGGGAUCAAAACAACCAUAAAGAGGCUAAAAAGACCAAAGUUGAAAAGAAACCUGUCCACGGUGUUAGCAAUAGAAAUCUGAGCAAUGUUGUCAGCACUCUCAAUAAACCAAUGGAGUUAGGAUCUGAUAUGCAAGAAGAGGGUGAGGAAGCAAGUGAUGAAUCUGAAAGUGCCUUUGCUCUAGCGCGAGUGGGCGCAAGAGCUGCAUUACGUCUCGCUCUGUCGCUAGUGCGGCGCGCAUGGCGGUGCGGCGAGGAGGCCGAUGUAUGCUCCGCCCUACUUCGCGACGCACUGGAUGCAGUACGCGGAUUGCCCGAAGCUGCAUUGUACGCUGGCAGUGGACAGCUAAAUUCGAUCGCACAAGUGCCGAGAUCACAAAAGAUCUGGGCAGAAGUUGUUGAUAGUGCUGCCAAAUUCUUGCAUCAGGUUGUUGCUGGUGAAGUAGGUUGCAACGUCCCUCAAGGCGACUGGCGGACCUCGCUGUGCGUGUGGGUGGAGCUGUGCGCCCGUCGCGCCGAACUUCCAGCGCUGUUGAAGGCUGCAGACGUUCUAGUCACGUUACCACCCAAGCAGAAACGACAACCGGACAAUAGAAUAGUUUUAGAAGAAUGCACAGCGCCGUUAGGUCCAUUUUUAAGACGCAUGGCCAAAGUUGCAGCACCUAAUCCAAUAGUUAACUCAGAACCAAAUAGCGAGAGUAAUCCUACUGAGGCAUAUCUUAAGGAACUGGUUAUACCAAGUGGCGAUGGUCUUAUGAGUGUAAGGAAAGCUGGUAUUGCUUUGCUCUGUCAUUUAGAUCGAUUGGGUGCUCCGUUGUUACCGCCUUUGAAAGGAUUUGUUACUUGCACUGAGUCGGCCCAAGAAGUUGUCUCUAUAGGUUCUGGAUUAUUGCAAUUAGGAAGUUUGAGAAUACAGCAAAUCGCGUGUGCUGAAAAAUUGGCGUUGUUAUUAACUCACGAUGGUGCGGUGUACACUUUGCCUUAUGACACCAUGACCCCUCAUCUUGUGCCGGGACUAGAAAGUAAAACAAUAACUCAAGUGGCAUGUCAUCCAAAUGGACGACACUACCUUUGUCAGUCAUCGUGCGGUGGUGCUUGGUCGUGGGGUGCGGGCGAGGACGGGAGACUGGGCCACGGGGAUACGGCUGCCAGGGAUGCGCCCCAGCCUUUACACCAUCUCGCUCAUCAUGAGGUCGUUAGAGUGGCUGCCGGAAUCGCUUGCAGCGCGGUGAUAACAUCUCGCGGAGCCCUAUACACUUGGGGACGCGGCGCUCAUGGCAUACUAGGCCACGGCACGAUUGAAAACUGUUUGACUCCGCAUGCCGUGGCUUUUACUGCGCAUAACAUCGAACGGAUUAUUGAUGUCGCUCUUGGUUGGGGUGAAGGUCAAACUUUGUGCUGCACUUGGGAGGGCGCGGUGCAAGUGUUCGGCGACAGUGAGACGGGUACACCCAGAGCUCUUACGGCGUUGUCUACCUUGCGAGUAGCUCGAGUUUAUACUGGGGAACAUUGGCAUGCUGUCCUUACUGACGGAGGACAAGUCUACACUUGGGGUAAAGGAGAUGGAUAUAGAUUAGGUCAUGGAAAUUUGGAAUCUACUACAAUACCUAAACUAGUUGAGGCCCUGCAAGGUAUAAAAAUAGUCGAUCUGUCACUCGGUAUGUCGCACGGUAUUGCGUUGUCGUCUGAAGGCGUGCUGUACGCAUGGGGCACGCACGAGCGUGCGCAGAUCGCCAACACCGUGCCGCAACCUUUGCAAGCGUUCAAUCCUUCAUUUAAAGCGAAUGGUGUCGCGACUGGGCCGUCGCAAAUAUUCGCGUGGAGCGAAGAAAAUCCAAGAGAUCUCCCGUCUUCAAUGCCUUUUGUGAUUGACUUAUCAGAAAAUACAUUUAAGUUCCUUGAAAGGCUACUUAGGAUAGUGGUAGAACAAAGCGGUACGGCGAAUAUAAAGGAUAAUGAAUGUCUAGCAAUCUCAUGUCUGAAUCUCCUUAGGUUACAAGUACACGCUUGGCAAUGCGCGCGAGGCAAUGAAAUAGACGAAACAGAUUCGGAAAGUAGAUCUUGGUGUGCUGGAGUGCACACCGCGCUGGUGGCGCUAGUUGAAGGCAGGGCCGGGGUAGCGGCCGCGGCGGCUGCCAGGAAGGCUCUGGCUGCGGCCUGGCCCAUACUGUUGCCCACUCCUCAGAUUAGAGCUCAGCAUCUCAUAGCUUUGUUACCUCAAGGGUCAGUCCCCGCUAGUACAGGAGCAAGAUUCAUGACAGAACUGUUGGUGUGGUCUCUAUUGGGAGGUGGAGGUUUGCGGGAUGCUUUAAGAAACGCCCUUCAAGCUGAUUCUAACGAUCCGUACAAUCAUUUGCAGCUAGAUGAUGAAUAUGACCAAAUCGACAUAGUAACAGGCCAACGUGGGCAUUCAGCAACAACUAUGUCUGAAGACAGUGAAACUGUUCAAGCCAAUUGUACGGACGAAUAUCAGAUUAGCAAUAAUGCAACAGUUUGCGAAAAUGGCGCCUCAGUUCCUCUAAUGCAUUUGGUAAAGCAUUUGAUACGCAACACGAGUUGCCAGACGCAAAUGCACAUAAACUCCAUAAUGAGCGGAGAUACUAGUAAGACUGAUGAUCUCAAGGGACACGACACUGUGAGUCCUAGCUGCGAUCUUCUUAUAAGAUUUCAAAGGCUAUUAUUCAGCGAAGCCAUGUGGUCUAGAGGCGGUCGUAGCACGCGCGGCGGAGUGCGCUCGCUACUCACACAGUACACCAGUCUGCUGUCAGAACAUGUCCACUCCACGCUGAGCUGUUUCUCGCGGGCUGUACAUAAAGCAGAUAACGACCAGCUUGUCGCACUUUGCGAUCUGAUAAGCGCUGAUAUUGUGGGUCGUGUAAUGAGCGAGCUCGCGGUGUGGGUGUGCGCAUGUGCAGCACGCUCCGCCAUCUCUCUCUCCGACUGCACGGGCUCACUCGUGAAAAUUGUGCGCGCUUGCGACGAGGCGGCAAAAACGUUACCAUCCGCCGCUAAGUUGGACGCUGACCUUCUGGGCUGGCCUGGACUUAUGUCGAAACGUCAUCAGUUGAACCGAAGUAUUAUUCGCAAAUGUGAUUUACAAAACCAUACCAAAGAGGGAGGGUCGUGGAUAGUAGUCGCCGGCCACGUGUUCGACGUGGAACAUUUCGAAUGUGAAAGCGCUAGCACCGUGGAAUUGGUGCGCAAGCUGCGCGGCUGCGAGGCCACCGCUGCCUUGAGCGUAGAUCCCCACGCGGCGUUCUUGUCGAGAAUCACUGAGAAAUGUGUUGGGAUGUAUGCUACUCAGAUAUACAGUCAUAAGUGCCAGGAAAGUACGUCGAGUCUCCGAACGCACCAUAUCUUAUCAUCGUGCGCAUUUCACUUAGCGUUGGGCCUGUCACAAUGUGGACUGCGAUUAGCGCGAUCCUUGCCCAUACAACAAGCUGAACGCGAUGCAGCGCCCUAUGCUGCCGCUGUUUUCCUUAGAGGUGGUCUUCAGACGUCUCAACCAGCAAAUCCAUUCGAAGAGGAAAAGGCAGAGGCCCGAAGCGGGUCGUCGACAGGCGGCAACAGUCCGGCCAGCGACACGCCCCACGUAUCUCAUACGUCACAUACCUCCAACGUGCUGUACCCGCCACAGACACGCAUCACUAAACUCCCGAAAGUGAAUAUUACAGUAUCGUCUGUCCGCGCGGAUACGCUGCUGUUCGCGUUGGCUGAACCAAAACUACACGAUCCCUUAGCAUUACAUUUGUGGUGGGCUUGCGAACGCCGUGAGGGCUGCGCUCCGCAUUUCCCUCCUGAACAUCCUCUGGAAGAACUGAGACGAGCUCUUUUGGCCGUCUUGUUGUAUCACGCCGGUCUCAAAGAACACGCGUUAGCAACGGCUACUGCAGAAAUGGAGAAGGGUGAAGUCAAGCUGUCACCGGCUAUGUCAGAGAUCGUAAAAGCCGUACAACAGAGUAAAUGGACACUGAUGCGUACAAGGCAACAGUUGUCAAGGGGAUAUAAGGAAGUAUGUGCAGCUCCCUUAGAAAGGGCUCGUUUCCUCUUACACGAAGUACGCGCCGCUAUUUCGCCAGCUGUAUCGGCGUUACACUCACGCCCGCCCUCACGACGUCCGCCCACCGCAAAGAAAAUAUUUCAGAAGGUUAUGAGAAUGGCCAAGUCUCCGACUUUCAAUAAAUGUUUCGAGACCACAAAAGACCUUAGAAAUAGACAAAAUAGCUUAAGUAAAAGUAUGCUCAAAGCAACAGGUAGUUUACUGCAAGGCGAUGCACUACUCAUAAAAUCUGGUAUUGGCAAUCAAAGUAAAGCCGAUGAAGUACAAACUAUUAUAGUAGAACCGCCUAAAAGUCACGCUAGCUUAGAUGGUUUCGGCGAUCAUAGUUCGAAAAGCUCCUGCCAUUUACAAGCGAAGAAUAAAUUAAAAUCUAAAGAAAAACCACUUGAAAAAGAGUUAAAAAAUGCUUGUAAUUACGACGACAUGCGCCACGAUGGUCGACCUGAUAUCAAAUUGACUGAAAAAGUAAUUGAUCUCAAACUUACUGAAAAAGUAUCUGAUCUCAAAUUAAGUGAAAAGGAAGACGCAUUCGAUAAAGACGACGAUAAAACUCCUACAAACGAACUGUCGUUAAGUUCAAUCAAUGAAAUGACUGAUAACUCAGUUUUUAAGGAAUCUUUGGAGAGUGAAAAGCAAGUUAUACUUUUAGCUGAAGAUCUCAAAAAUGAGCUUAUUGUAGCUGACGAAGAAAAAGAUGACGACAAUUCUGAAAGAAAUAAGUUUGUUAAUGCGUGGGUUGCGAAACUUGCCUGCGAAGAGAAGGAUUUGUAUUGGAUGUUAGAAGAAGUAACUCCUGAGCAGCAAAAUUUAACCGCUGCUAUUAUAGAUUUCGUGAUCACAGAAGAACCUUGCGAUAUUGAUAUUCUUAGACGAGCAUUAUACUGUCAGAUACAAAGAGCAGAUAUACGGCGAACUGGUUACUCUGUAAUAAACAACAUUUUACAUUCCUCUCAAACGAUGUCUGAAAGUGUUAAAUAUGCAGCACUUUCGGGUCUAUUGGGGGCUUCAAUGGCUGAUUCGGUCCCAAAUGCCCAGCUCAAACCUUCGAUACCACUAACAAAACCUUUAAAAAACAUUGAAUCUGUGAUACCUUAUUUAAAAUAUAUGGUGCUUUUGGAAAGGUCGAAGUUAAUGGAUUUUAUUCUCAUCGAAUUGAAGGCAAGGGUUCUUGAAGGUGAACAAACGCAAGCAUUGCCUCUUAAAAUGAGUGCAAAUUAUGGCGCACACGCCUUACUAAACAGACCGUCCAGGGCAAGGUUCCUAAUAACACUCCUAUCGUUGCUCAUUGAGGGGAGUCAGGGCCCAGAAUUGGAGCAACUAAUAAAUGGUGGAGCAUUGAGUUCGUGUUUGACAUUACUGAAACAAAUCGGAGGGGAUACAUCUCAACAUUCUUCCCUUAUUUGUAAUGGGAUGAAGUCAAAAUCGGAUUGCUUGGUUAUCUACGAAGAUGAACGAUUAGGUGCACGCGCGAGAGGCGCAUCUUUGUCAGGACCAGAGCUGGCUUCUCUGAUGAAGAUUGGCACGCGAGUUGUUCGGGGAAAAGACUGGAAAUGGGGCGAUCAGGAUGGUGUGCCAGGCGGGGAGGGUCGCGUGAUAGGCGAGCUAGGUGAGGACGGCUGGGUUCGCGUGGCUUGGGACGCGGGAGGUACCAACUCAUAUCGCAUGGGCAAGGAAGGGAAAUAUGACCUAAAGCUGGCACGAUCGCCUUCACCACCGCCCUCUGUCGACGAGACUGUACAGGGAAACGUGGAAAAUAGCGUGGAAUGGUGGCCAGUGAGCGAAGUUCGUUCGGCUUGUACUUGCGCAGUGCGCGCCCUGUGCGCCGGCGCGGGGACCACGCCCGCUCCGAACUUGGCUGCGAGACGAAACGUGGCAGCGUUGCAAAGAAGACUGUUGGCACUAGCGCACGCACACGUCUACCCGCCACCGACGGCGUUUGCGUCUCAUACGCAUACCGCUUUGGCGUUGUUACGAGCAAGCGCACAAAGCCCCGAGAUGAGGAUAUCCCUGUGCACAGACUCUUGGUUUGAACUCUGCUACAGUAUUAUAUCGUCCACGGACAAACCUAUUUCACAGGAUCUCAUAUAUUUACAGAUUCAGUCUCUAUGGCUUUUAAGACGAGUACUAGCAGAACAUACGGGAACUUUGGAAUGGCGGCGCACUGUGACAGCUCAGUUGAUAGCAUUGACGGGACGACUUUGGCUUGAAACUCAUGUAGCUGAUCCGGCUUUGAGAGCGCACACGCACGCGUUAACUGCUCUUACUUCGAUUAAUAUUGACGAAGAAGAAAUAGAUAAUCGAUGGAGAGCGCCUGCGACGGCCAGUUACACUGGCGCAACUUGCUCGGCUAUCGUCAAUCUCGUACGACAACUGCAUACCGUGCCGCAGUGGCACGGACCAGUCACGGCGCUCUUAUUGGAGAAGUUGCAGCUCGCGGCACAAAUGAUAACAAGUGACUGGCAUUGGUGGCCCCAUACCAGUCAAGAAAUAACUCAGACUAUGAAGCCAACUCCACCAUCUCUAAACAACUGUCUCAUUGCUGGAGCCUUAGGAGUGGUGGGUGGAAUGGAAUGGCGUAUUCGCUUAGGACAAAGAGUGAGUGCGGGCUCUCCACCAAGAAACGCCGUCGUUACUCAGUUGUCCCCGCGGGCUAAAAUAACUCUAUUGCACGAUGACAAUACCACUACUAAGACGGAUCUGAAUAGCGUACAAAGUGCGGAGUGUGAACGUCUAUCUCAAGCUCUAGGAGGAGGUGAGAGUGCAUUGCGAGUUUGUGCCGCUUUAUUGGGCGCCGGACCGCAAGCUUCGCCCAUGCAUCCUCACCAUUUACCAGCUGAAAUUGACGUUUAUGGACUUAGACGGCAACAAAUGGAGUUGCUCACACUCUGUGCUGUGAGGGGAUUGCUGACAACCCGGACUCGACUAAGAAAAGUCUUGAUGCAACCACCGGAUAAUGGCGGUAACACCCUAGACAGAGGUGCGAUGCUAGGAACAGAGGGCACUUUGCUAAGGCGCCUACUUGCCCUAGCUACUCGGCCAAGUCCACUGGCUUCCUCCCACUCGCCCAAAGACCUUGCAGCCGCUGCUCUUACUAUAGUCCAGCAGUUGGCGGCACAUGUUUCUGGUGAUGAAAAAGAUUUCGAUUCUCCUCCUGAGAUACCUAUAAUAGACAAAAGUAAUGUAAUGCAAGUAUCGAUGGGUCCAUCAACUAGUACAGCGUCACUAUCACGAAAAGAUCUAAAUACAUGGGCCAAUUCAGCGCAAGUGCAACAAGUUAUCGAAAUGGGGUUUUCAAGACACGCUGUAUAUGCGGCUAUACAGACAUUAGGGGGCACAAGUCUACCCUCAGUGGAGGCCUUAGUGGCAUAUCUCCUGGAGUUACCGCAACAGGGCAUGGACGAUACCGUGUUCGAAAUAAAACCUACCACGUCAAAGCAGGAGAAGAAACAAACGCCGUAUCGCUGGCGCAGCUGCUUUGCGUCUGAGGACGAGUACGCCCAGUACUUGUCCGAUAUCAUUACUCCUGGUAUGACUGUUAGGUGCUGCAAGGCUUAUGAAAGUAUUGCACUUGGCGAUGUUGGACAGGUUCAAAAAGUUGAACGCGAUAUAAAGCAGAAUGUUUUUCUACAUGUGGAAUGGCGUGGUUUAGGUAGAGUGUCGGGCGUGCGGGCGUUACACGCAGAAGUGGUAUCAGGAGCGCCACCAUUCGCGGCGGGCGACCGCGUGCGCGUGCGCGCCGCCGUCACGCAGCCACGCUACAAGUGGGGCUGUAUAGACCAUACCAGCGUUGGAACUGUUACAUCGAUAUCAAGCAAUGGGCGAGACCUGACGGUCGACUUUCCACAACAACCAGGCUGGACCGGACAAGUCAGUGAAAUGGAACUAGUCACUGAUCAAUCGGAAUGGGGUGAAAGUGCGGGUGGGAGUGCGGUUGGAUGGCGCGGCGCCGUACGAGCCGUGCGAGUGUCCUCAUGUCGUCCCGGCGCUGGAGCUCGGCGGUUACUUGAUUCGCAACCUCACACUUAUUGGCAGAGCUCGAGUGGUACAGGACAGCAUUGGAUCCGCGUAGAGAUGCGUUGCGGAGUACGCAUUCGACGCCUGGGUCUGGGCGUGGCGGGCGGCGCGCACGGGCCGGCUGCACUAUCCGUCAGGGCCGGCAGUAGCUUCGAGGACUCUGCUCUCGCGCCGCUUGCCGCGGUGCCGUGCACGCCCGCGCCGCCAUCAAGAGACCGCCCACCUACACAUUUAGCACAAAUACAGCUGCUUUCUGACUGUAAACAGUAUUACCCAUGUAUAGAAAUUGCAAUCAAACAAAAUAGAAACGUAAACGCCGACUGUCGAGUUCAUGGUCUUUACAUUACGGGAUUUAGACCGAAUCCAUUGUACACGGAAAUUCUGGGAAGUAUGAAUUUCGUAGCCGAAGACUGGAUGGAAAAAGAUAAUCCAACGAGCACACUUUCUGCUGAUAAUAAUCCUCCAACAUUACCACAUGACUGUCCUAAGGUGUAUGUAUGGGGCUUAAAUGAUAAAGAUCAGUUGGGCGGUGUUAAAGGGUCUAAAGUGAAGGUUCCCGUAUUCUCUCCAGUUCUAAGCGCCUUACGUCCCGUUCACAUAGCGGGCGGUUCCAAAACAUUGUUUGUUGUGUCACAUGAUGGAAAGCUAUACGCUUGCGGUGAAGGUACGAAUGGUAGACUAGGUCUUGGUCACAGUAACAACGUGUCGACGCCGCGUGCCAACCCGUACCUCUCGCACGUUCUGGUACGUCGGGUCGCCGUGCACUCAGGGGGAAAACACGCGUUGGCGCUCACUGCUGAUGGGAAGGUGUACUCUUGGGGCGAAGGCGAAGAUGGAAAGUUGGGUCAAGGCAACCGCAUAACAUUGGAAGCGCCACGUAUAAUUGAAUCACUCUCUGGUGAAAGGGUGGUAGGAAUCGCUUGUGGGUCCGCUCACAGCGCGUGCGUCACUGCGAGAGGACAUCUGUAUACUUGGGGACUGGGGGAGUAUGGGCGGUUGGGCCAUGGUGAUGACGUCACACAACUUUUGCCCAAAAUGGUUGAAGCGCUAGCUGGCUUCAGGGUCAUACAAGUGGCGUGCGGGUCCCGGGACGCCCAAACGUUGGCCCUCACAGCUUGUGGAAAGGUUUUCUCUUGGGGGGAUGGUGACUUUGGAAAACUAGGUAUAGGUCGGGGUGGGUCGGAUGGUUGUGCGGUUCCAAUGAACGUGGAAAGGCUGAAUACUCUUGGUGUUAUUCAAGUUGAAUGUGGUGCCCAGUUCAGUUUGGCGUUAACUAGGGACGGAGAGGUGUGGACGUGGGGUAAAGGCGACUACUUCCGCCUGGGGCACGGUUGCGACGCGCACGUGCGUCGUCCCACUAUCGUGGAAGCGUUGCGCGGUCGGCGCGUCAUUCACGUCGCUGUUGGGGCUUUACACUGCUUGGCUGUCACGAGUGAAAACCAGGUCUGGGCGUGGGGAGACAACGAUCACGGGCAACAGGGCAACGGUACCACUUGCGUCAACCGUAGACCAGCGGUGGUGGCGGGAGUUGAAGGCGUGCAGAGGGCUGCCGCUGGGUCUUCACACUCCGCAGCCUGGGCGCUGCGCCCGGCUGCUCUGCAACCAGACAUACAGACGCCACAUGUAGCUCCGUUGCCUUUCCCGACUUUGAAGGAUCCAUUGGGAGCGCAUAGCCUUGGUCUCUACUCAGAUGAGAUCUCAGUAGAAGAGCCACAAGGCCCGCGCCCCUCUCUAGCGGCCGCAGCACUCUCUCUCGAGCCGCCAGUAGCUGUGCAACACGCGUUAUCGCUGAUACUCCUCGCUUUACACAUUACUCAGGCUCGCAGUCUUCUGGUAGAAGCGUUACGAGCCCAUGAGGCGUGUUCGACGGCCGCUCCUGUGGUGGUGGGGAUGGACUCGGAGGACGACGACGCGGAAGCUGAUGCGCGCACGGGCGGUGGCGAGGCACCCGCUGAUAGGGCUACUUUACCGAGCGGCGCAAGCAGUCCUCUAAGUGGUUCGAUAUCAUCUCGGCACUCUGCAGUGAUGUCGUCGAGUGCCGUGUCGGUAGCGGCCGCCACCAUGACGGUGCAGCAGGCCGAGGCUCCCAAGGUGAAGCUAGUUCUAGAUGACUUUACAUCUCAACUGGGCGAAUCGGACGCACGAGCGUUAGUGGAUCUGCUAAAGUUAGCCGCCGCGGGACGCGUGCCGGACGCGACCAAUGCGGUCAAAGUCAUUACUGAUGUGCUAAUGGCACUGUGCGCAAGCAAGCCCGCAGUAGCGGACAUGGUAGUGGAAGUGUGCGUGUGUGAGCUCGAAGAAGCGGCGGCGGGAGGCACGCGCGCGCCACCGCACCCCGUCACCGUCGACAGCCCGCAUCCCUAUGCAGAUGACACGGACAUUUCCGGUGUUGUAAAAAUACCCGGUGCUUCAUCCCUCCGAGUAUCGUUUGAACAAGGCUGCUCUACCGAGAGAAGGAACGACCCUUUAACCAUAUCAGACAGUGCGGGAAGAGUUCUUGCUACUAGAUCUGGUAGGGAACCAAUGGAUUGGGCCCAAGAAAUUGUGGUAAAUGGUGAUGAGUUACGUUGGAGGUUCACAAGUGAUGGGUCAGUGAAUGGAUGGGGCUGGCGUUUCACAGCACAUCCUAUUUUGCCGUCACACUCAAAUGUGGAAAGUGGCACAGACCGCUACGUUCUAUCUUGUCCCUCUGUGGAGUUGGCGUGGCGGUUACUAGACGGUCCCUUACUAUCGGCUAUAUCGAACGAUCAUCAGCUAGCGCCGCGACUGGCGCAGGCUUUGGCUAUUUGUGCCCAAAUGCCUACAUUAUCGUGGCGUGGGCGUGUGUGGUGCGUGCGUCGUUUACGCGGCGUCGUAUGUGCGGCGGGUAUGGGAGGAAGCGCGGGGGAGGGGGUCGCCCCGCCGACCGCUUUGCAGGCGCUACCGCAAUUACUGCACGCGCAGUAUGAACACGAGGAGCCUGCAUUACGUACCGGCACGCAUCUCUUACACACGCAUUAUCUUAAGGAACUAGCAUGGCUCGCUUGCGGUCUUCGCAUUGAUUCUCGCGUAUGUUCCGGAGCCGACGCCGCUCGGUGGGCGUGGUUCAAACGGUACUGCUUAUGUAUGCGCACUGCGGAUGCGCUCAUCCGACGGGUACCUUUACCGAUGCCCUUCCUAGCAGACGUUCGUAAGAGACUCGCGGAUCUGGGAGUGUACAAUGUGGAGGAGAGCAGUCCAGACGCGCAGAACCCUUGGGAAGAUAACAAGGCGAUAACUAGACAGCAUGAUGAACAACUGUUGCACUGGGUGAACAAACGUCCAGAAGACUGGUCGGGUUGGUGGAACGGCAGUUCCCGCGGUUGCGCGGUGUACGGCUGGGGACACAACCACCGCGGCCAACUCGGAGGCGUUGAAGGGGCCAAAGUACGGACGCCUACACCUUGCCACGCGCUGGCAGCACUCAAUCCCGUGCAACUUGUCGGUGGGGAACAAACUUUAUUCGCUGUCACGCCUGAUGGAAAGGUUUAUGCCACUGGUUAUGGUGCAGGUGGCCGUUUAGGCAUAGGCGGUAUCGAUUCGGUUUCUCAGCCUACGUUGUUAGCGUCUAUUCAACACGUCUUCAUCACCAAGGUGGCCUGCAACUCGGGUGGCAAACAUUGCUUAGCUUUGUCUGUCGAUGGAGAAGUUUACAGCUGGGGUGAAGGUGAAGACGGAAAACUUGGCCAUGGGAAUCGAGUAAGCUACGAUCGCCCAAAGUUAAUAACAGCGCUAUCUGGUCUGGAAGUGGUAGCGAUAGCGUGCGGCGGCGCCCACUCUGCGUGUCUCACUGCGAGGGGGCGGAUAUACACGUGGGGCAAGGGGAGGUAUGGCCGGCUGGGGCACGGGGAUUCCGAGGACCAACUUGUGCCUAAACUGGUGGAAGCGCUGUCGUCAUACCGAGUAAUCGACGUGGCUUGUGGUUCCGGAGACGCGCAAACUCUGUGCAUAACUGACGAUGACAAUGUUUGGUCGUGGGGCGAUGGAGAUUAUGGAAAACUUGGACGUGGUGGUUCAGAAGGCUGUAAAUUACCGAUGAGAAUAGAUUGCUUGAAAGGUUUACGGGUGAUCAAAGUGGAGUGUGGAUCUCAGUUCUCUGUUGCCUUAUGUCAGUGUGGUAGUGUCUACACUUGGGGUAAGGGGGAUUACCAUAGAUUGGGUCAUGGAAGUUACGAGCACGUACGGCGGCCGAUGCGUGUUACGGGUAUGCAGGGGAAGAUGAUAGUUUCCAUUGCUACAGGCAGUCUACAUUGCGUGGCUUGUACCGACACAGGCGAAGUAUACACGUGGGGAGACAACGAUGAAGGUCAAUUAGGGGAUGGGACAACGUUGGCCGCGCAGAGGCCGAGACUGCUUAUGGCAUUACAGGUGAUUCUGAAAGGAAAACGCGUAACCCGCGUGGCGUGCGGUAGCGCCCAUACCGUGGCGCUGUGCGUUGAAGCGCCGCGCGCCCCGCGCCCCCCGCCACCGCCGCCGCUCGAAUGUCAUCUUCUGCGGGAUAUGGCGCCGCAACUUAUUUGCAAUAGACUGGUACUGUUGCAUCAAUUCUCUGAACUGGUGUGUCCGAACCUACCACUGCUCGUCUUAGAUGAACCACUGGAUCAGCUCAGGAGUUUACUGUUCUACAGUGUGAAAGAGGCUGCCUUCAGAAAGGCAAUAAUGGCAACAAUGGUGCGCGAACGUCAACACGGUCCGGUGGUGGAGCUGUCGCGGGUAGCGGCGCGCAGGGCUCGUAGAGGCGGCAGCGGGCUGGCCGGUCCGGCCGGCAUGCGCUCAGUGUUCGGGCAAAUGGUAGCUCGCCUACCCGCUCUCACUCAGGACGCUUUGGCGCUGCCACAUCGGGUGUGGAAGGUUAAGUUUGUGGGCGAAAGCGUCGACGACUGCGGCGGUGGUUACAGUGAAAGUAUAGCGGAGAUGUGUGAGGAGCUACAGAACGGGUCUCUUCCGCUGCUGAUGGCUACGCCCAAUGGACGCGGCGACGCGGGCGCCUCGAGAGAUGCUUUCCUACUGAACCCCACUGCCAAUACUCCCUUGCACCUUAACUGUUUUAGAUUUCUGGGUGUACUAAUGGGCAUAGCAAUCAGGACCGGCUCGCCGCUAUCGCUAUCUUUAGCGGAAGGUGUAUGGCGACAAUUGGCCGGCCAGCCGCUGCGCCCGCAAGACUUGGCCGAAGUGGACAAAGACUUCCUGCCCGCCCUAUUGUGCAUACGGGACAUGACGCCGAGUAAUAAGGAAUUACAAAACCUCGAGCUACCGUUCUCAAUACCGUCGGCGGCUGGGCAUGAAGUGCAACUCUCAACACGACACAAGCGGGUGACGCCCGAUAAUAAGGACGAGUAUGUGCAACUGGCGCUGCAUUACAGGCUUCACGAGUUUGACGAACAAGUGCGAGCGGUAAGGGACGGAAUGUCACGUGUCAUCCCCGCGCCACUGUUGGCGCUGUUCAACGCUUCCGAGUUGGAAACGCUCGUCUGCGGCUCACCAGACAUACCGGUCCACGCUUUACGUGCUUCAGCCACUUACAAAGGCAUUGAACCAAACGCUCCUCUGGUGCAAUGGUUCUGGGAAGUAAUGGAGGAACUGUCGGGCAGCGAACGUGCUUUAUUCCUGCGUUUUGUAUGGGGACGUACGCGGUUGCCCCGCGCGCCCCAGGAUCCGCGCCAAAGGGACUUUGUACUGCAGGUUCUCGACAAAUACCAACCACCUGAUCACUUUUUGCCGGAGAGCUACACGUGCUUCUUCCUCCUGAAGAUGCCGAGAUAUUCGUGCAAGAGUGUUCUGCGAGAAAAAUUAAGAUAUGCUAUCCACUUCUGCAAAAGUAUAGACACGGACGAGUACGCGCGUGUGGCCCUCAGCGCGGCCGAGCGGGUCUCCUCAGAGGAAUCGGACUCCGAAGGCGAUGGCACUCCGGCACCCACGUCCAUCCCACCGCCCGUGCUUUAUUCCCUCACCAGGGCACCCACGUGGCUUUGAAGCCUGUUCACCUAAACUCACCAUACAGAACGAGAAGACCAGAUAAUGAGGUCAAACUUGGGGGCGAUGCAGUUCAAGAGCGGUGUGCAUCACACUUUAACAUCACUCCAACGUUGAUAAUAUUCGAGCGUUGAAACAUUAAAAGCGUUAAAGCAAAAUGAACCUUACUUGUCGUGGUUUAAAGCUCAAAUUCGUGCUCCAAGCAGAAACGCGAAAUCAAAAUCGCUGGUACUGAAUCUUUGACUUUAACUCAAAGAAAGUUAGGUCCAUUUUACUCUAACGUUAUUGUAUCUCAUGUAAAAUCUCAUACUAAUCUGAACAAAACCUAGCUGGAUAUGGCGUAGACGCUGCUGUUUUGUAUCGCUAGGUGUACAGAACAGAUGGGUCUACGCCAUUAUAACUUAAU
This is a messenger RNA of Maniola jurtina (meadow brown), 15199 nucleotides long. It is a transcript of the gene HERC2, whose product is annotated as probable E3 ubiquitin-protein ligase HERC2. The coding region runs from base 175 to 14793 and encodes 4872 amino acids. Gene Ontology annotation, molecular function: ubiquitin-protein transferase activity; metal ion binding. The transcript is spliced from 89 exons. Gene Ontology annotation, biological process: protein ubiquitination. The record is from RefSeq and is a predicted model, not a curated record. NCBI's taxonomy places the organism in Eukaryota, Metazoa, Arthropoda, Insecta, Lepidoptera, Nymphalidae.